This is a messenger RNA of Paecilomyces variotii, 823 nucleotides long. RefSeq lists its product as hypothetical. NCBI's taxonomy places the organism in Eukaryota, Fungi, Ascomycota, Eurotiomycetes, Eurotiales, Thermoascaceae. The transcript has a single exon. The record is from RefSeq and is a predicted model, not a curated record. Bases 172 to 483 code for a protein of 103 amino acids.
CCCUAAUAAAAACUUGAGAUUUAGAUGAAUAUUCUAUGUACCUUCUAUAUGGUAGCACCAUACAAAAGGUAGAACACAAGUGCGGUGGGAAACACAACUACGCCGGGGAUUACCCACGACAGCAAGGACUUUCACGGAUAAUGAUGAGGACAGCAAGAAGUGUCACGGAUAAUGAUGAGCUCGUCUAUCUCUUCCCUCCAUCUCUCUCAUCUGCUAACAGCCCUUUUUGCUGUGACUGAUCUGUUAUUUUCUUCUCUCAACCACUCUCAUCGUCAUUUUCGGCCUCUCCCCGCUCGCGUACUUGCAAGCUGUGUUCAACCCCCCCGCGUCUGGCUGUCUUGGAAUACUUUACGUUUGGUUGUCAUCGCUUUCUUUUCCCAUCCUCAUACUCAUACUCAUACUCCAUUCUCAUUUUUUGAGAACCUUACACUUCUUUUCCUAACCAGAUCCCGCUGUCGUUGCGCUGCUCUCACCUCACUCUGAUCUUUCCCCGCCUCUUUCUUGACAUACUGGUCUGGUCUCCCAUCCAUCUUAGCCAUGGCAGACGCAGAGUUCCAAGAUGUAUAGCGGCACGCAUUAAUUGCCAGAUUUAACUCUGCAUUUUCGGGUCUGAAAUAUGGAGAGAGCCUUCAACUGAAACCUGGAAUAUGGGCAGCACUUUGGUUAUCUGAUUGAAGGGGGUAGUUUGGGUGAUAGGGGAUACUGUUGACGUGGACGAGAGUACUGGCCCGAGCCGUAUGGAAUUUAAAUUGGAACCACGCGGAGAUACUUAUGCGCCGCGGGAAACGCUUAUGUAUGUGCUUUAUUGACUUAUAAAUACCCA